Messenger RNA from Letharia lupina, 591 nucleotides. RefSeq lists its product as uncharacterized. NCBI's taxonomy places the organism in Eukaryota, Fungi, Ascomycota, Lecanoromycetes, Lecanorales, Parmeliaceae. The record is from RefSeq and is a predicted model, not a curated record. The transcript has 2 exons. The coding region runs from base 1 to 591 and encodes 196 amino acids.
AUGACGCGCGAACCUACACUGACCGGCCGCGUCUCAUCCAGAGCGGACCCCGAGCCCGACAUGUCCUCCGACAACGAAGACCAAGCCACCGGCGGGCGCAAGCCGCAGCCGAACCAAGAGCUGCAGAAGCAACCGCCGCAGACCCAGCAAGCCAACCGCAACCAAUCCGCCCCCUCGAACCAAGACCAAGGUCUGCAGCAGCAAAACGAAGCGCUGCAGCAACAACUCAUGGCCCUGCGCCAGCAGCAGUCCCAGCAACCCGAGGUCAAGGGCGGCCGCAUCGCCCCCGUCCGGCAGUCGCGCAUCCUGGACCGGGCGCCGAGCGAGGGGGCGAAGAACUCGAGCCUGAAGAUCCAGAUCGAGUUGGACCUGGAGGUGGAGCUUUACACCAAGCCUGAACAGUACAUCAGGAUCCGCAGCCCGAAACGAGUAGAUGAAACGCCUUUUGACAAAAGGCGAUCGGGCUCGCUCUGGUCCACACCAGAGAUCAACUGGCUGGGCAUCCUCGUUCAAGACGAUUCUCCUAUCGAUGAGGUCUUCUCUCCAACAACCAAGCUGUCUGGAAAGAUUGUUCAAUACAUGGCGGGAUGA